Gongylonema pulchrum is the source of this 585-nucleotide messenger RNA. Lineage: Eukaryota; Metazoa; Nematoda; Chromadorea; Rhabditida; Gongylonematidae. The record is from the annotation of a GenBank genome assembly.
AUGGGCAAUACGGGUAGCUCAAUCACCGAUCUAAGUCUAUUCUCGAAAGGUGGUGUUUUUACACGUGAUCAAAUUGAUGAAUAUCAGGCAAAUAUCUUGCGUCUGUACAAACGUUUUUAUGCGCUGAAUCCGCUGAAAGUGCCGACGAAUAUGCAAGGCAAUCGUCCAGCAAUCAUUACGCUAUGCUUUGAGGAAAUCGAGAAAAUGCCCGAGUUAAGGGAAAAUCCAUUUCGACGACGUAUAUGUCAGGUGUUUUCGGAUGAUGGUGCCGGAAAUUUAACAUUUGAUGACUUCCUGGAUAUGUUUUCUGUUUUUAGUGAAAUGGCACCGCUGCAGCUGAAGCUAAAAUAUGCAUUCAGAAUAUAUGAUUUUGAUGGCGAUGAUCAGCUUGGACACGAUGAUCUGAGUAAAAUGAUCCGUUGCCUGACCAGGGAUGAACUGUCGGACGAGGAAGUUGAAUUCAUCAUUGAAAGGGUGAUCGAGGAAGCAGAUUUGGAUGGCGACGAGCAAAUAUCAUAUGCCGAAUUUGAACAUGUCGUCUCACGCUCCCCUGAUUUCAUCCGUACAUUCCAUAUUCGGAUAUAG